GACCCGUCGUUGGCCGUGCGUGUAUGUAUUGGGUAUUGUAUUCGCCCGAUCCGUCGUCGUAGCCGGUUGAUUACGGAACGUUCGGUAUUUGUUUGUGUAUGUGUGGCUUAUACGGAAAAUUGUGCGACGUGUAGAAGGUUUGUCAGUGUUUUUUUUUGUUGUUCCUUGUCGUCCCUCGUUUGAUAACGUGAGAGUUACAGUUGAAAUUUCUCGAGGGUGCGGUUUGUGUGUGUCCGGUGUUAUUCGUUCCGCAUACCCUUUUUAAUCCGCCAACGCGUUUAUUCGAAAACAAAAAUCAUCAUGACCACCUUACAGCAAGGGUCGUUGUUAGACGUUUUAAAGAAAAAAAUGCGUCAGACCAAAGAAGAGAUGGAAAGGUAUAAGGAGGAGUGCGAGGAUUUUCAUAAAAAGCUACAAAUGGAGGUCAUGAGGCGAGAAGAAGCUGAAAGUGAAGUAGCUGCUCUUAAUAGACGUAUUCAAUUACUUGAAGAAGACUUAGAAAGGUCUGAAGAGCGCUUGGCUACUGCUACUGCUAAGUUAGCAGAAGCAUCACAAGCUGCUGAUGAAUCUGAACGGAUUCGUAAAGCUUUGGAAAAUCGAACAAAUAUGGAAGAUGAUCGAGUAGCUAUACUUGAAGCUCAAUUGGCUCAAGCCAAACUCAUUGCUGAAGAAGCUGACAAGAAGUAUGAGGAGGUAGCGCGUAAACUGGCCAUGGUUGAAGCUGAUUUGGAAAGAGCUGAAGAGCGUGCUGAAUCUGGUGAAUCAAAAAUUGUGGAAUUGGAAGAAGAAUUACGUGUUGUAGGUAACAACUUAAAAUCGUUGGAAGUUUCUGAGGAAAAGGCUAACCAACGUGAAGAAGAGUAUAAGAACCAAAUUAAGACUUUAACAAAUCGUUUGAAAGAGGCUGAAGCUAGAGCAGAAUUUGCUGAAAGAUCUGUGCAGAAAUUGCAGAAAGAAGUUGAUAGGCUUGAAGAUGAUCUUACUGGGGAAAAAGAAAAGAACAAGCAUUUACAAGAAGAAAUGGAAGCCACCUUGCACGACAUCCAAAACAUAUGAACUGGUUGCUGAAAAAGAAAGAUACAGAGAUAUUGGUGACAGCUUGGAUCUUGCGUUUGUUGAUUUGUAUGGCAUCUAAACACCAAUACUACACAUUUACACAUAACCUACACUAUCCUGUACACAAACGUAUAGUUCCCAUCUGUCUGCCUGUUUUUCCAAUUACACUCCCUUUCUACAUUCCCUUACAUAUAAAUAAAAUUAAAAAUACAAUACAGUCUACUAACAUCAUCCACAAAAUGAUUUCAACUCAAUAUUUUCUGUAGUUUGAUAACAUAUAUCUAUUUUGUGCAUUGUAUAAGCUUACAAUUUAUGUUUUUAUUAUAGCUUUGUUUUUACGCUUGUAGACAAGUUAAAUAGUUAAGUAACCUUUGUUACUUUAAAAUAUACAGUUAAUAAAUUUUAAACACUAAUAGUUUCAAAUUAUUUACCAUGUAAAAUUUUUUUAAUUGUACUAAAAUUAUUUAUUUAUAUAUUUUUGAUACUUGUCUGUUUGAAUAUAACAUAUUUAUACAGAAUA
This is a messenger RNA of Daktulosphaira vitifoliae (grape phylloxera), 1576 nucleotides long. It is a transcript of the gene Tm1, whose product is annotated as tropomyosin Per a 7.0102. Gene Ontology annotation, cellular component: actin filament. The record is from RefSeq and is a predicted model, not a curated record. Gene Ontology annotation, molecular function: actin filament binding. Gene Ontology annotation, biological process: actin filament organization; muscle contraction. The coding region runs from base 301 to 1056 and encodes 251 amino acids. NCBI's taxonomy places the organism in Eukaryota, Metazoa, Arthropoda, Insecta, Hemiptera, Phylloxeridae. The transcript has 9 exons.